GUUUGUCCUCAGUGCUCGCGCUUCUCUUCGUGGUUUCUCCCUCUUUAAGAGGGGGAAAGAGGGAUUAGGGUUAGGGUUAGGGUUUGAGAGGUGCUUCCCUUGCUUGGUUUUCCUUGAUAAUGUCUUCUUCGUUGCUGCCGCAGAGUGCGGUGAUUCCGCGAAGUGCGCAUCUUCGAUAUUGGCGGCUGAUAUCCCCUCAAAGGAACCAGAUGAUGAGGCCGAGCUCGAUCGUGUGCUCCCAGGCUACUGAGAGCUCCCAUAAAUCCAUGGCAGUCGGUUCUUCAAGCGUUUCGUUUCCAAUCUUGGUGAAUGGCUGCACUGGUAAAAUGGGUAAGGCAGUGGCAGAAGCUGCUGUUUCUGCUGGACUUCAAUUAGUGCCAGUAUCAUUCAGCAGCCAGGCAACGGCUGGCAGAAUUGUUCAAGUUGGAAGUAAAGAGAUUCAAAUUCAUGGGCCUAGUGAAAGGGAUUAUGUUUUUGCUUCUAUUAUAGAUGAAUUUCCAGAUCUUAUAGUUGUGGACUAUACUGUGCCUGAUGCAGUAAAUGAAAAUGCAAAACUUUAUUCCAAAUUAGGUGUGCCUUUUGUAAUGGGCACAACUGGAGGAGACAGACAGCUGUUGCAUAAGACGGUGUACGAUGCAAAUGUUUAUGCAGUCAUUUCUCCACAAAUGGGAAAACAGGUUGUUGCAUUUCUCGCUGCCAUGGAAAUUAUGGCUGAGCAGUUUCCUGGCGCGUUUUCAGGCUAUUCUCUAGAGGUGAUGGAGUCUCAUCAGGCAAACAAACUAGACACAUCUGGUACUGCAAAAGCUGUUAUUGCAUGCUUCCAGAAGCUUGGUGUUUCAUUUGAUUUGGAUCAGGUCCAACAAAUCAGAGAUCCAAAGCUACAGGUUGAUAUGGUUGGUGUCCCUCAAGAGCACCUGUCUGGCCAUGCAUUUCACUUGUAUCAUCUCACAUCGCCGGACCAAACAGUUUCAUUUGAAUUCCAGCAUAAUGUAUGUGGAAGGUCGAUUUAUGCAGAGGGUACGAUUGAUGCUGCCAUUUUUCUGCAUAAGAAGGUCCAGUCUAAGGCUGACCAGAAAAUAUACAACAUGAUUGAUGUCCUUAGAGAGGGUAAUAUGAGAUGAUAAUAUUUUUGAAUUUUGUAGCAAACUAGAAUUAUAUUUUUAGCUCCUUUUUUUUUUUUUAAUUUUUGUUGAGGCUUUUUCAAGGUGAUUUAGAGCCAUUGUUGGCAGUUAAUCAACUCCUAAACAUUCUUCUUUUGCAAUGUUGACCAUGUAAGUUUUGAUAAUUUUUCUCAUGAUACUUUUGAUGUUUUGCUUGAGUCUGGUUAAUGUAAGAAAAUUUAUAUA
Molecule: messenger RNA, 1346 nt
Organism: Dioscorea cayenensis subsp. rotundata (Guinea yam)
Lineage: Eukaryota; Viridiplantae; Streptophyta; Magnoliopsida; Dioscoreales; Dioscoreaceae
Product: probable 4-hydroxy-tetrahydrodipicolinate reductase 1, chloroplastic
Cellular component (GO): chloroplast stroma
Molecular function (GO): 4-hydroxy-tetrahydrodipicolinate reductase activity; NADPH binding
Source: RefSeq, a predicted model, not a curated record